AGACAGGGGUGUUCUCAGAAAGGGGACAUAGAGAAGAGCAGUGGGGGAGGAUCUAGAGUUGGGGGGUGUCUUAGAAGAAAAAAACCAGAGCAAAACUGGAUGCAGUGGGGUGCAGGAGAAUGGCUUUAACAGGAAAUGCCAAGAAAGAAACGAGAGGACACGAAGUAGGGGACGAAUAAGGAGAAGGGGAGAGAAGCCGGCCAGGAACUAGAUCAUGUUUGAAGUGGGGAAUGAACCAGUGAAGGCAGAGAAAGGGAAGCUAAGGUGGCCAGAGAGGAAGGGAGGGAAAGAACCAGCCGAGAUACAGACAAAGGUGUGAGUGAUUCCGUUUUGCAAAGGGCACGGCACAGGACAGCCCAGCAAAGAGCUGAAGGAAGUCCCAAGCCAUUCUCUGGAGAGGUUUAGGGCCUCAGGGGUGGGGUAAAGUUUGAAUUAUGGCUCCCUGCCUCAUCCCAGGAUCCGUGUAGCUGCCAGCUGCGCCAUGGAUGAGCUGUUGCCGCCAACAGUGGGGGAUAGCGAUCCCAUUGUCCCCUGCAAGGGGCGUUCUCACAAGGACUGUUGCGAGCGGGUCGUGAUCAACGUUUCAGGCCUACGCUUCGAGACCCAAGCAAAGACCUUGCUCCAGUUCCCCGACACUCUCCUGGGUGACCCACAACGUCGGGUGCGCUAUUAUGACCCCCUGCGCAAGGAGUAUUUCUUUGACCGCAACCGGCCGUGCUUCGACUCCAUCCUGUACUAUUACCAAUCUGGAGGACGCCUCCGGCGGCCGGCCAACAUCCCCAUCGAUGUCUUCCUGGAGGAACUCAAGUUCUACCAGCUUGGAGAGGAGGUCCUCUCCAAAUUCCGUGACGACGAGGGCUUCAUCAAGGAAGAAGAGGCACCCAUGCCUGACAGGGAAUUCCUCAAGCAAGUGUGGCUACUCUUUGAGCAUCCCGAGACCUCCCAAGCGGCCCGCAUCAUUGCCAUCAUCUCAGUGAUGGUCAUCCUCAUCUCUAUUGUGAUCUUCUGCUUGGAGACCCUGCCUGAGUUUCGGGAUGAGGAGGACAUGUCACUACCGCAGUCUCUUCAUCAUCGCAUGAAUAGCAGUGUACCACACGUCGCGCCCGCAAAGAACCAUUUCGACGAUCCCUUCUUCAUCGUGGAAACCAUCUGCAUUUGCUGGUUCUCCUUUGAGCUCUUGGUACGCUUCCUGUCCAGUCCGAGCAAGCCGGCUUUCUUCAAGAACGUCAUGAACAUGAUUGACUUCGUGGCGAUCAUCCCUUACUUUGUCACCCUGGGCACUGAAGUCGCUCGCCAGAAGGGGGUGUCCCAGCCUGCCAUGUCCUUGGCCAUCCUCAGAGUCAUCCGGUUGGUGAGGGUCUUCCGAAUCUUCAAGCUCUCCAGGCACUCCAAAGGCUUGCAGAUCCUAGGGCAGACGCUCAAGGCCAGCAUGAGGGAGCUCGGUUUGCUCAUCUUCUUCCUCUUCAUCGGCGUCAUCCUCUUCUCAAGCGCCGCCUACUUUGCCGAAGCCGAUCACGAGGGCACGUCCUUCACCAGCAUCCCCGCCGCCUUCUGGUGGGCUGUGGUCAGCAUGACAACUGUGGGAUACGGCGACAUGUACCCUGAGACUAUGGGCGGCAAAAUCGUGGGUUCCUUGUGCGCCAUCGCUGGAGUCCUCACCAUCUCCCUCCCGGUGCCUGUCAUCGUCUCCAACUUCAGCUACUUCUACCAUCGCGAGACGGAGUGUGAGGACCAAGGCCAAUACACCCACAUCACGAUGUGCCCAUACACCCCACAGCCGUCCCCGGCCGCCAUCCGCGAGAAAGCUCAUCUCAAGGAGAAACACCUCAAGGACGCUGUGGAGCAUUCAGAACUUCUGGAUGGCAUGGUGCCCAUGGGCAACUCAGAAGCACCCAACAAACGCCUUGUGACUGAAGUGUGACCACCCAGUCCAAGCACCCGACCCCCCCACGUCCUGCAAAUAACCUUCCCUUCACCUCCGCGUCUUCAACUUUGUAUAAUAGGGUGGUAGAUUAGCCAAUACCAAUUGGUCUCCUGUUGGGCCUAAAAUCCUUGAAGAACAGCAAUGGAUUUGGAGAGAACAUUUCCCAUCAGGUUUUGAGAGGGAACUGAAGGGAUGGCCAUGUCUAAAUUUGGGAUGAGGUAAUGGCACAGUGGGCUGCCCCUGGAGCAGACAUGGCGGCGGGGGGGUGGGGGAUGUGUGUGGAAACGGUGCCUCUGGUAGUCAUGUGGACGCUGUUGCAAGGAGACAGUUGCGUAAACACACACGCUCUGCCGCUCUUCUCCUUCCGUGGUUGGUCUAGGGUGCCGUCAGUCCCCAGAAAGUAUAGCCUCCUCUCCUUUUACUCCUUUCUCUGCCUGGUCACCCUCCACCCAUCUGUGACUCAAAGCACCCUUGGCACGAAGGAGCCGCCAUGAAAUCACAGCUAUGUGUUCUUGGGUUUCAUCUGCUGGACCGCGCAAUGGAACAUACCCAGAGCAACCCAAGCCCCAAAUAGCAAGAGUUGGGGAGGGGGGUGGUGGAAUAGAAAUGAGAAUGCAAGGAGCCAACCAUUCUGAAAUCAGGGUAUUGCGGGGAACACCGUCAUUGCAGGGUAUCUACAUUUUUCAGAUGAGGCCGGCUGUUGGAAAAGAGCCCUUGGUUUCCGUCUGCCCCAUGAAACAGAACCCUUCCCAUUAGUUCCUACAAACUGAGAGCUAAUUCCUACCUUAGCAGGAAUCCUCUCUGCUCAUUAAAUGGGGUAGGAUAAGAACUCGCUACUCUCUCGAAGGCUACAACUCAGCUGGAAUACUUAUACGGCUUUUUUUAUUUUUUGGACAGAACGGCUUAUUUUUCUUCCCAGUUCCAAACCAGCCAUUGGUUCCUCAUGAAGAAACAGAUGCUAAAUAUGUCUGUUUCUCUGGCCUCAGCUCUCCCGAUCUACAGCGCAACCAGACCCGACCAAAUCUCAUGUCCCGUCAAAUAGCCGGCCCCAUCCUUGGGCGGGGCAAGGCGGCUCAGAACAGGUGGCAGAUUUUUAUUUUGUCUGGUAUUACAUACUGGACUGGGAUACUAUUUUUUGACUCGGGCAACGAAAUGUCUCCAGCCAGAAUCUCCUUAUAGCUAACUCGACAGAAUCUCCUUAUAGCUCAGUCGAAGCUGACAUAAUUCUUCCUUUUCAUCUCGACGCAGAAACAAACAAAACAAAAAAGCAAAACGUUCACUGUUUCGUUGCAGCCGUUUCCCACUGGGCAUAUAGGAGAGUGCGCUAGACGUGAUCCUGGAAGAACUUUGUCUCCUGGGCCCAGAGAAGCCAAACUGAUCCACUGCAUCCCUCCAUCUCACAGGUUCUUCAAUACCUGCAGAACGGAUUUGAUGAGGGUCUCAGGAGCUCAACCCUGCGGAGACCCUAAUAUCAACGGUUGCCAUUUUGCUGAAAGGGACAAGAUGCAUAUUGUCUGAAAAUACAUGUGUUGCCCUUUUCAGACAAAAGGAAAACCGCACAUUAUUAGAAGGAUUAUGCCCAGCACUCUUUCCUUGCAUAUACCUGCCAGGCUUCCAUUAUGAAUAGUGGAAGGGUAGGAGGGAUAGAAAAUCCAUCAAAUUCAUAAACAGCUUUUAGAGAAGAGUUUGGAUUUGUACCCCACCUUUCUCUCCUGUAAGGAGACUCAAAAUGGCUUACAAGCUCCUUCCCUUCCUCUCCCCAUAACAGACACUUUGUGAGGUA
This is a messenger RNA of Sphaerodactylus townsendi, 3707 nucleotides long. It is a transcript of the gene KCNA7, whose product is annotated as potassium voltage-gated channel subfamily A member 7. Gene Ontology annotation, biological process: protein homooligomerization; potassium ion transmembrane transport. Bases 482 to 1921 code for a protein of 479 amino acids. Lineage: Eukaryota; Metazoa; Chordata; Lepidosauria; Squamata; Sphaerodactylidae. Gene Ontology annotation, cellular component: voltage-gated potassium channel complex; membrane. Gene Ontology annotation, molecular function: delayed rectifier potassium channel activity; protein binding. The record is from RefSeq and is a predicted model, not a curated record. The transcript has 2 exons.